Molecule: messenger RNA, 1857 nt
Organism: Chrysemys picta bellii (western painted turtle)
Lineage: Eukaryota; Metazoa; Chordata; Testudines; Emydidae
Gene: BHLHE40
Product: basic helix-loop-helix family member e40
Biological process (GO): anterior/posterior pattern specification; regulation of transcription by RNA polymerase II; circadian regulation of gene expression
Cellular component (GO): nucleus
Molecular function (GO): RNA polymerase II cis-regulatory region sequence-specific DNA binding; protein dimerization activity; DNA-binding transcription factor activity, RNA polymerase II-specific
Source: RefSeq, a predicted model, not a curated record
GCAGGGCUCUCCCUCCCCAGCACCGCCAGACGUGCCGGGAGUCACAGGGUAGAACACGUAGCGCCAGCCACCCACUCGCUCCCAUUUAACCCAGCCUGCCGCCUCCCAGCGACUCCUCAGCUCGCGCCCUGCCCCGGCCGCGCGGAGAUGAGCAGCGCGCCCUGAGCCGUCUGCAGCCCAGGAGCCGGUCCCGACGCCAGCGGUGCCCAGAGCCGCGGGGUUCUCCGAGGAGCUCGCCGCGCACCCGGCGCUGACUGAUUUCGCUGCUUUCGGCGAGGCUAAGUUUCAGCAGAGCCCCCCCUACAAAGCCUCCCAAGCUGAAAUGGAAAUGAUCCCCAGCGCCCAGCCCCCUCCCGCCUGCCUGGGCAAGCUGCCUGCGCUGGAGAGCAACGAGAUGCCAGGGCUGGCCUUUUCUCACAUGUAUCAAGUGUACAAGCCCAGGAGAGGGUUAAAAAAAAGUGAAGACAAUAAGGAGACCUAUAAAUUGCCCCACAGACUGAUAGAGAAGAAGAGACGUGAUAGGAUUAAUGAGUGCAUCGCCCAACUGAAAGAUCUCUUACCAGAACAUCUCAAACUUACAACUUUAGGUCACUUGGAGAAGGCGGUGGUUCUUGAACUUACCUUGAAGCAUGUGAAAGCACUAACUAAUCUCAUUGAGCAGCAGCAACAGAAAAUAAUUGCUUUACAGAAUGGUUUACAAGCUGGUGACUUGUCAUCAAGAAACCUUGAUACCAGCCAGGAAAUGUUUCGAUCUGGUUUCCAGAUGUGUGCCAAGGAAGUGCUGCAAUACCUGGGAAAGCAUGAGAACACCAGGGAUCUGAAAUCUUCUCAGCUAGUCAGUCAUCUGCACCGAAUGGCCUCUGAGGUUCUCCAGGGCGGAGCCAGCCGAAAAUCUGGAGAUGCGCCCCUGAAAACGGUGGACUUGAAGGAGAAGUCUGGCUCUUUGCCCAAAACUGCUGAGGGUUAUGGCAAGAACUGUGUGCCUGUUAUACAGAGGACUUUUGCACACUCCAGUGGAGAGCAGAGCGGGAGCGACACAGACACAGACAGUGGGUAUGGAGGAGAGCUGGAGAAAAGUGACUCAAACGCCGAUCAACAGUAUUUUCCAAAGGAUACGGGACUCAACUAUACCAUGCAAGAGAGAAUAAGCUCUAUUAAGCAAGAGACUGAGGACCCACCAGCCAAAAGGACCAGAAUGGAAACUUCAGAAGACGAAGGCCAUUUUAGCAGUGAUCUGAUUGGCUCUUCAAGUAGUUUUUUGGGCCCUCACCCUCACCAGCCUCCUUUGUGCCUGCCUUUUUAUUUGAUCCCACCAUCCGCAACUGCCUAUCUGCCUAUGCUGGAGAAGUGUUGGUACCCGGCUUCCAUGCCUGUCUUGUACCCAAGUCUCCCAGCCUCUGCUGCAGCACUUUCAGGGCUAAUGAACCCAGAUAAAAUCUCUCCAUCUCUCCUGAUGCCUCAGAGACUUCCUUCUCCACUACCAGUCCAUUCCCCUAUCGACUCCUCAGCUCUGCUUCAAGCUUUGAAGCAGAUUCCUCCUUUGAACUUGGAAACCAAAGACUAAGCACAGUGUGACCGUUUUCUUUUUCUUUUCUUUUUUUUAAGUUUGAGACUCUUUCAGUUUUAUAUACCGGCUGGACUGAGGUGUGGGGAUAAAGGUUCAUUGAGAGUAGGAAGCAAAAUCCACUUUUCUCUGACUUGUCAGAUAGCGUGGGAAAGGAUGAAGGAAGCACCCAGGUUAGCCAUUCGGGGGAGUUUAAAAGGAGAAAAAAAAAAAGGUUUUCUUUGUGCUUUACCCUUUACCCUCCCCAUCUACAGAGCAACAGCUGACUUAGUCAGUGAGGAUUAUAUUUCAAA